AUGGGGGUCCUCAAAGGGAUCGGCAAGGGGUCCAGCGGAUGGGGACAAGAUGACGGAUGGAAGGAGGGAAAUGGUGGUUAUUCUAGCGGAGGUUGGGGACAAAGUGGCGGAUCUGGAGCAGGAGGGUACUCCUCUGGAGAAAGUGGUGGCUGGGGGAAAGCAGGAGGAAGUGGGGCAGGCUGGGGUCAGCAAAGCGGUGGUGGCGGUGGUGGUGGAAGCGGUGGAAAUCAGGGCGGUUGGGGUCAAAACAAUGAUGGAGGAUCGUCAUCAGGAGGUUAUUCUUCAGGCGGAAAUCAGGGCGGAUGGGGUCAACAAAGCGGUGGUAGUGGUGGAAAUCAAGGUGGUUGGGGUCAAAAUAACAAUGGAGGAUCGUCAGGAGGCUAUUCGGGGGGAAAUCAGGGCGGUUGGGGUCAAAAUAAUAAUGGCGGCUCAUCAUCCGGCGGGAAUCAGGGUGGUUGGGGUCAGAACAAUAAUGGCGGAUCUUCAUCAGGGGGUUAUUCUUCUGGCGGAAACCAGGGCGGAUGGGGUCAAAACAAUAAUGGGGGAUCGUCAGGAGGCUAUUCGGGCGGAAACCAGGGCGGAAAUCAGGGCGGUUGGAGUCAGAACAACAAUGGCGGCUCCUCAUCAGGAGGCUAUUCUUCAGGUGGAAAUCAAGGCGGCUGGGGUCAAAAUAAUAAUGGCGGCUCAUCAUCAGGAUCGUACGGCGGAAACCAGGGGGGUUGGGGUCAAGAUGGCGGACAAUCUGGAGGCUACUCUUCCAGCGGAAAUAAUCAGGGCGGGUGGGACCAGAACAAUAAUCAACAAUCAUCUUCCGGUGGUUAUUCUUCUGGCGGCGGCGGCGGCGGCGGUGGUGGUCAGCAACAAGGGUGGGGUCAAUCAAAUAGUAAUAGCGGAAGUGGUGGAAAUCAAGGCGGCUGGAACCAAGGAGGAGGAGGAGGCUCAAGUGGGGGCUAUUCCUCCGGGGGAAAUAAUCAAGGUUGGGGCCAGCAGGGAGGGAACAGUAAUAGCGGCUCUAGUAGCGGGUGGAAUACUGGUAGCAGUUCAGGUUCUAGUCAAAAAGGAAGUGGGUGGGAGAGGCGACGAUAA
Molecule: messenger RNA, 1086 nt
Organism: Folsomia candida
Lineage: Eukaryota; Metazoa; Arthropoda; Collembola; Entomobryomorpha; Isotomidae
Exons: 2
Coding region: 1-1086 (361 amino acids)
Source: RefSeq, a predicted model, not a curated record